Molecule: messenger RNA, 1878 nt
Organism: Microcebus murinus (gray mouse lemur)
Lineage: Eukaryota; Metazoa; Chordata; Mammalia; Primates; Cheirogaleidae
Product: T-cell receptor gamma chain C region C10.5
Source: RefSeq, a predicted model, not a curated record
UGAGCCACACCACAGUGGUCUAACGCUUCCUUGAGGUGACUGCCGGCUGCCCUGUGGGACGUUGUAGUCGCUGCAGACAUGCUGUCACUGCUCCAAGCACCAGCUCUGGCAGUCCUUGGGGCUUUGUGUGUGUGUGGUGCAGUUCACCUAGAGCAACCGCAACUUUCCAGCACUAAAGCACUGUCCAAAACAGCACGCCUGGAAUGUGUGGUGUCUGAAGGAACCGUUUCUGCAAGCUCCAUAUACUGGUAUCAAGAAAGGCCUGGUGAAGUCAUACAGCUCCUGGCAUACGUGUUAUCUAAUGACACGGUCAGAACGGCACCAGGCAUUGCGCCAAACAAAUUUGAGGUAGACAAGAUACCUGAAGCUUCCACGUGUACCCUCACCAUUCACAAUGUAGAGAAACAAGACUCAGCCACCUACUAUUGUGCCUCCUGGGAAGGAAAUUACAAGAAACUCUUCAGUAAUGGAACAGCACUUGUUGUCACAGAUAAAAUCCAUGAUGCAGAUGUGUCCCCGAAGCCCACUAUUUUUCUUCCUUCAAUUGCUGAAACAAAUCUCCAUAAGGCUGGAACACACCUUUGUCUUCUUGAGAAUUUUUUCCCUGAUGUUAUUAAGGUAUAUUGGAAAGAAAAGGACAGUGAUAAGAUCCUGGAAUCCCAGCAGGGAGAUACCAUGAAGACUAAUGAUACAUAUAUGAAAUUUAGCUGGCUAACUGUGCCUGAAACGUCACUGGACAAAGAGCACCUAUGUGUCGUCAAACACGAGAAUAACAAAGGAGGAGCUGAUCAAGAGAUUCUCUUUCCUCCAGUAAAGAAAGUUGUCACUGAUAUUCCUUGUUUGAAAGAUGGAAAGGAUGCCCUGUGGCUGCAGCUCACAAAUACCUCUGCGUACUACACCUACCUCCUCCUGUUCCUCAAGAGCAUGGUCUAUUUUGGUAUCAUCGCCUUCUCUUUGGUCAGAAGAACAACUGUCUGCUCCAGUGGGAAGAGAUCCUAACAGAUGUUGGCAGAAAGGGGUCAUCAGGUCAUCUUAUUUUUGUGUUUUUUUUUUUUUUUCCAUUGUCCCGAAAAAUGUCUGCUGAGAAUCUAGCUGGGUUUGCUUUCUGGAUUUGGGCUAUAUUUCCAUGUGUAUUAUUCUAUUAUGUCAUUAUUUUGUGGUGGUUUUUCAAACCAAUAGGCAAACAGAAAACGUCAUCCUGUAACAACGACAGUGUGUUGCCCAGGGCAGCCUUGAGCACAACUCUCUCCACUUUCUCCACCAGCGCCUCCAGCCAGCCCAGGUCAUCCCAGCCUCAGUGUAGACAGCUUGUAGCUCCCAGCCUCACCCCUUAGUGCCCUACAGCCAGUUAACUGCCAGAAAGCCUUCCCUUUACACGCCCUGAAGCAGCCUUCUUUGUGCUGGAAUUCUGUGCUUUAUUUUUUAUAAUAGGCACAAUAAAUUUUAAAAAAAUCAAAAGUCUACUUUUGUCUGUGUGUACUUUAAUUUGAUGCAAUUGAAUUGAAAGUCUAAGGUAAGAAGCAGCAUAGCAAUCGGGCUAUGAAAUUAUGUGUUGCUUGUAUUAAUGGUCUGAUACCACAUUUCUCAUUCUUUCCCUGAGAUAGUGGUUAUGAAUUCCCUUGGGGCACUAUUUCUAAGAGAAGUCACAGCCAAACUAAGUAGCCAAGUUGUUUUUCUUUUAAAGGCCACCAGAUUCAGAUGUAAUUGGUUUGGGACAUUCCGGUGGCAACAGGGUCCCAUCUAAUGAGACUCGCACUGUGUGUGCAGCUUUGCACCCGUGUUUCCCCGGCAUCGUGUUUCCUGAUCCUCACCUUAUCCCCGUGAGAGCUGCACGAACACCAGGAAGACAGCGUGGCUGAGGGGUUAGGCACAUGCACA